Molecule: messenger RNA, 2814 nt
Organism: Saxophila tyrrhenica
Lineage: Eukaryota; Fungi; Ascomycota; Dothideomycetes; Mycosphaerellales; Extremaceae
Exons: 2
Coding region: 1-2814 (937 amino acids)
Source: RefSeq, a predicted model, not a curated record
AUGCCUAACAGGUUAUCCAAGAUACUCUCGCGGUCCUCCAAGGACAAGGAGGCUGAAGCCAACACUGAAGAUGACAACUCUUCCUCCUCCUCUCCACCUCCCGAGUAUGCUCAACCGCUGCCAGACUACGAUGAGGAGAACAUCCUCACACCACCAGACCUGACUACUGGCUUCUCGAACCUGAAUUUGAGCUCUCAGAAGAACGAUACACCACAAGUCGAUCAUUGCAUUGCACACCUCAAAUUGCUGGAAUGCUUUUACCGUUUGCGCCAGAGAGUGGCCUCGAAAGACGGCCUUUUUUGCAUCUACAACAACAUCGUGCUAGACAAGGGACUGCCAUCGGGUGAUAAGGAAGCUCGGGCUCUGGCGAAACUGUCUGAAAAACGAUGGGCCGUCUACGUCUCUCGAGCCGUCGGUCGAUUCGAAGCGUGGAUCAACUCUUUAUUCCCAAAUCCCCGGCCGCUGAAGUGUGCAGAGUUCAUGGUGUACGGCAAGGCGGGAACAUUGUGCGAACCCACACAGAUGAGUCGUCGCUUGACGUUUAAUAAGAGCAACAUGCCUCCUAUGGACGUUCUCAUGGUGUGGCAUGCGUAUAUGCUCAACCCAAGAGCGUACCUCGAGGACUGUCUGCGGAAUGGGUGGAUGACGUUGUGGCACACCGGCUUUCCCUGGCAGUCGGCUAUAGACUGCAUCGACUCCAAUACAUUUGCGUACGAAGCUGGCGAUGAAGCCGCGACGAAUUUUGCGAGAUCCACCAACUGGAACCAGCUUCGCGACGCGGACGUCGCGCGAUUCAGCUGUCCAGGCUGCCUUGGCGGAGUCCAGAGUCCUUGGACCACCGUUUCGGAAAAGGCUGCCAGAUUGCUCUCCGGGUGCCAUGACUGGGACAGUCUGUCGAAAGGAGUGGACAACGUACUGUCGUCUGGUCGCGGCUUCGCAGACAAAGACUUUUCCAUGCGCUGUCCGUAUUGUAUGACGGAUAUCAAUCAUGAGAGGUUGAAGGCUGCCAAGUUCUGCAACGACGCCAGGAAGCUCAUCAAGGAUGAUGUGAUGAUGCCAGGCACUCCUCUUGGUUAUGAAGGGAUUCCGCUGAAGUGGGGGAAGAAGUCCGAUACUAUGUUUGCUUACUUUGGCAAAAUGGGUCCUUUCGCGAAUCGAUUCGUCAAGCUGGGCCUGGGGAUGAGCAUCAUCAAUGAGAAUGCGAAGAGAAACUCAAAAUGCUCGACCAUGACUGGGAUACGCGAUCAGAUUGAGAAGCAGAUGACGGAUCGGCGGUAUAUGAGCACCGUCAAGUGCAGCUUUGGGAUGCCGAAACUGAGUAAAGCAGAUCGAGUCAGCAUCAGGAAGAUGAUGAGUAGAUACUGGGAGAACAGCUCACCGUUCGCACUCGAUCUUGUCGGGGCUGUCAUUCGGCAGGGAAGCUUCAUCGAGAAGAUGCAUAACAUUGACUGGCUUCAUUCGCCGGCUCUGCCCAACACUAUGAAGCGGCUGUUGGUCAAAUAUCAGCGGUUCGUUUCGAUCAUGAAGGAUCCAACGCAUAUGGCUGUGCCGACGCUGGAUGUUGAUCUCGCAUGGCACACACAUCAGCUGUCGCCGUAUCCUUAUAUGGCGUAUACUAUUGCCAAUACCGGGCAGUUCAUCGAUCACGACGACAAAGUGGCAGAGACCGCAUUGAAUGACGCCUUUGCCUGGACCAGCAAGACCUACCAGAGGCUCUACGGCGAGCCAUACUCUGAGUGCACCUGCUGGUACUGCGAAGCGACCCGGGAAUCGCACACGAAUGUCGCCUCUCGGCUCUUCAACACUUGGAGCAACCAAGCCAACGACUCCCUCGUGCACCGCAGCUCCCAGGACCCGCGGAAAAGCGUCCACAUCUCAGUGCAUAAUGCUGUUCGUCCGGAUGAUACCGAGUACGCUGUAGGUGCGAGACAGAAGGCCGCUGAAUUGGAGAAGGCAUACGAGAAGGCCUGUGAGAGGGCACGGAAGAGAGGUCGUCCGGAGCCCAAGAGGGAUGACUAUUACUGGAGUGAUGCGUACGGACAUGCAGUUUACAUUCCUGCAUAUUCUCCGUACGUUGGGGGGUACAUGUUCAUGCCGGCGUACUAUCCUGUGGCGCCGGCGUGUAUGGCGAUGGGGGUUGGAGCGGCAGGGAAUUGCUGUAGUGGGACUUGUGGUGGAGGGGUUGCUGCUGGUGCUUGUGCGGGAGCUGGGGGAGGUUGUGGUGGGAAUGGUGCUGCGGGGGGAGGAUGUGCAGGAGGAGGUGGUGGUUGCGGGGGAGGGGGAGGAGGGGGUGGUGGGGGCUCGCGCACUCAUGACGCUGCCCCAAUCCGUCUCAUCGAGCGCAUAACCAUUGUCGCAUCUCCUUCGCCGCCCGACCAAGGUGCAGACCGCAACAGCGGACCUUCUCGUCUCAGCGAUCAGGCCACCCUACGCCCUACUCCAUCUCCGCCUAAAGACGCCGCAAAGCACAUCACUGGGCCAGCUCCUUCCGGCGACCGCCUCACAACCAGCGUGGCUGACAAGCGCGAAGGACAAGGUUCUCAUGAGGCCACGAGCGGCGAUGCGUCAGAGCAGCCCUCGCUUCAGGGCGACAGUUCGACAUCCGGAGCUCCAGCCAAGAAGAAGAAAGAGAAGGGCCACACAUACAAAGGUCUUUGGAAGGUCCCUUCGACCGUACGCAUGGCGCUUCAGAACAAGUCUUUCCAAGAAGGAGUGGUGCAGGCUCGUCGCCGCGUCUCACCGAUUGCCCGGGACUUGCAGGCUCGCGUUCUGAAGAAGGACGGUUCUGCGGGCGCGGAGGGCGACAGGGCUUGA